Arabidopsis arenosa is the source of this 837-nucleotide messenger RNA. The record is from the annotation of a GenBank genome assembly. NCBI's taxonomy places the organism in Eukaryota, Viridiplantae, Streptophyta, Magnoliopsida, Brassicales, Brassicaceae.
GUCUUUUCAUCUAUCUUCUGACAUUAUAUAUCUCAAUGGGAUCAACCGUGGCCGCCGCUCUCCUCCUCUUCCUAGCGGCAUUCCCUGCCGCCUUCGCCGUAACUUUCAAAGUCGGCGAUAUUUCUGGCUGGACUAGUAAUAUUGAUUACACGGAUUGGGUCAGUGGAAAGACUUUCAGAGUCGGUGACACUCUAGAGUUCAUAUAUGGUCUUUCACACUCGGUGUCCGUGGUGGAUAAAGCCGGCUACGAUGGCUGCGACAGUAGCGGAGCGACACAGAAUUUCUUCGAUGGAGACACUAAGAUCGAUCUUACAACAGUUGGAACAAUGUACUUCCUUUGCCCUACUUUUGGUCACUGCCUUAAUGGCAUGAAACUCGCCGUUCCCGUCCUUGCCGCCGCUCCAUCUCCGUCUACCCCUUCUUCGCCUCCCUCCCCACCUUCGCCUCCCUCUCCGCCUCCCUCCCCACCUUCGCCUCCCUCUCCGCCUCCAUCUGCAUCUCCGCCAACCAAUGGCACGCCGGAUUCAGACACAUUGACGCCUCCACCGACUCCAUUGACACCUUCGUCUCCAAACGCAGCGUCUAAGGGAGUCAUGAGCUAUGGAAUAAUUGGAGUCACGAUGAUAUUGAUGUACGGUGUUAUGACAUAAAUUACAGGGUGGAAACAGAGCAUUUUUUUGGUCGAUGUCUUUUUUGGUCGGCGGUCUUUGGAACUACUCACCACUACGUGCUCUUUGUGUGUUAGUAGUGUGUAACGAAACUCUUUUUUUAUCCAUUGACCAUUUUUCUUCUUCUUUUAUUGAUUACUUGUGGGGUUGAUAAACGUGAUAGCCAUCU